AUGGGAACGUGUGGUCACACAUUUUGUCACGUAUGUAUCAGUCAAUGGGUCGCUCGUCAAUCAACAUGUCCAACUUGUCGAAUGAGAACAUCCACUGAAGAUUUCCGACCAAUUUCGACUCGUAUUGUACUCAAUCAACUUGAGCGACUUCUCAUGAAAUGUAAACGAUGUAAUAAAACGCAUAUUCAACGAGGUAACAUCAGUGAGCAUGAACAACAAUGUCCAAAUCAAACAGUUUCAUGCCCGGCAUUUAACAUCAAAUGUCCUUGA
Molecule: messenger RNA, 270 nt
Organism: Adineta steineri
Lineage: Eukaryota; Metazoa; Rotifera; Eurotatoria; Adinetida; Adinetidae
Source: the annotation of a GenBank genome assembly